AUGAUUUAAAAUGCAGUUCCAGAAGAAAAAUAUCGGAAGCCCAAUCCUGUUGGUAAUCACAAAUGGGAUGAAGAAAAUUUUAUCAAUUUUUAAGUUACGCAAAAAGGAUAAGAAAUUAAAUUAGCAACUUACAGAUGCAACAUAACCGCAUAAUAACCAAAAUCGAUUACUGUAUUUUUUCACGGUUUGAAUGAGCAUCUUGGUUUAUAUGCUCAUAUAGCUUAGGCUGUAAGCAAAUAAGCUAAUAGUAUUACAGUAGGAUUUGAUUUUAGAGGAUUUGGAAAAAGCUAAGGAAUUAGAGGCUGGCUUGAGUCAAGAGAGUAACUAGAAAAUGAUUGCAUUCAAUUUAUAUAAAAAAUACGUAAUCUUUAUCCUGGUUUACCACUAUUUACUUUGGGACAAUCAAUGGGAGGAAUGGCUUCAUAUUUAAUGGGGUAGUCCAAUUAAUGUGAAGGAACAAUAUUAAUAACUCCAGCCAUCAUGGACAAUCGAUAUAAUUAAUCUUUUAUGAAGUCCUUAGGUCUGAUAUUUGGAGCUUGUUGCCCGACAUGGAAUCCUUUUCCUCCAGUAAGAUAGCCGGGAUCACGAAAUCCUCAAAUUUAAGAAGAAAAUCUUAAAGAUCCUUAUUGUACUUUAGUGGCAGUGCUACCUGGAACAGGAAGAACAUUGGUUUCAACUAUGAGAUCCCUUCCCCAAACAUUUUCUUCAUAUUAGAAACCAUUUUUAGUGAUUACUGCAGGCAUGGAUAAAGUCGUCGACCCUGAUGUUGGCUAAGAACUAAUGAAGUAAAGUCCCUCUUUAGACAAAUAAAUCAUACACUGUGAUUAGAUGUGGCAUAACUGUGUUCAAGAGGAAGAAAUACUUGAACUUAUCCCAAAAAUUACAGAAUGGAUUUAAUAAAGAUCUAAAUAAUAAUUAGGAUGA
Paramecium tetraurelia is the source of this 924-nucleotide messenger RNA. RefSeq lists its product as uncharacterized. NCBI's taxonomy places the organism in Eukaryota, Ciliophora, Oligohymenophorea, Peniculida, Parameciidae. Gene Ontology annotation, cellular component: membrane. The record is from RefSeq and is a predicted model, not a curated record. Gene Ontology annotation, molecular function: lipase activity. The transcript has a single exon.